UCUCUUCAAGGAUCUAUCUCCAGUCGAAGCCCAGGCCCUUUUGUGUUGACCCGCGGGUCAGCCUAGGUACAGGUAGCUAGACAUAGCACAAAGAAAUAAACGUCAUUCUUUCUGAUACUACUGACACUGUAGCUUUGGUUUUCAGCUUCUCCGACUUUGGGUCGGUUGUAAGACAUGGUCGCAACUUUGUCAUUCGUCUUUUGGAGGAGGUUCUGUUCAAUUUACUAGACCACAAACGAAGCUACCAAGCAACGUGAUGAUGGAGCAUCCUUCCGUUUCCUCCGCCUCGAAGAUCGAAGUCGUUGGUGGCCACGCAGCAGCCGGAACCGGGCCUGCAAUCUUGAAGGCACCACAACCCGGGCGGCUCUGGAAGCCCUACCAGGAGUUGACGGAAGAGCAGCGAGCGGAAGAUCCUACACAGAAAUCCAGGGGAGAUGUGGAACACGCCUUCUAUCAGGAGGUAUAUCACGCAGUCGAUCUACAUCCGACCGCAGACGUAAACGAAGUGAGCCCCCUGAGCCCUUUCCUGCCCAAGUUUUAUGGCUGUGUCUUCGACGAAAAGACCAGCUCCCGUUUCCUCGAUCUUGAGGAUGUCACGGCAAAUUUCGGAAAACCGUGUGUGUGCGACUUGAAGAUCGGAAGAAGAACCUACGACGAGACAGCGAGGUCGUAUCCCAGAGAAAAAAGCUGGCAGGGCAUAUUUGUAAUGCGAAAAUAAAUACACAGAAAAACAAAAACUUGCCAUGGGAGGGCCCAUAGCAUGCUGCUUCGGAUAUGCAAUACAGAUUUUUUUGCGUAUCUAUUUUUGCAUUACAAAUAUGACCUGCCAGCUUUUUACUGUGUGAUAAGUCGAAAAAAAUUCUCAGCCAAUCGACCGGGUACCGACUGCAAGAAAGAAUCGGAUUUCGCUGCUCGGGCAUGUCGACAUUUGUGUUGGAUGGCAUAGGAGGAGAAACUACGGGGGAAGCGAGGCGUAUCAUCCACGAUCACAAAUGGGGCAAAUCUCUAAACGAGACGCAAGUACUUGAAGGCCUACGCAUGUAUUUCGACGGCGGCGCGGCAUUCUUAGCAUCGUCAUCUUCACUUGGUUGCAGUAAAACAGAUGCGCGGCGGGGCCACAAAGAUCACAGCUGCGAGUCAUUGGUCAAGAAAGCGCUCGACCUACUGCAACAGCUUAAGGUCGUUUUGGAGACACGACCCAAAUACAGACUGUACGCGACCUCGGUGCUUUUCGCGUAUGAUGCCGAGGACCCAGUUGCAUCUCUUCGCAUGAACUUGAUCGAUUUUGCACAUGUUUUUCACAUUCAGAAAUACGACACAGGGACUGACUUUGAAAAGGAUUUCAAUUUCCUCUUCGGAUUGAAAUCCUUGAUGAUAUAUUUGAAACUCAUAAUGCAAAGAAAUAACGAAAAACGAUGAGAAUGAAACGAAAAUGACAAAAGAGAGACAAUGAACACGCAUGGAAUCCGAAUCGAAAAUCGACUUGUUUCAAUCACAAACCUACCCAGAAACCG
Molecule: messenger RNA, 1514 nt
Organism: Amoebophrya sp. A120
Lineage: Eukaryota; Dinophyceae; Syndiniales; Amoebophryaceae
Source: the annotation of a GenBank genome assembly